AUGGGCGAUGCUGCUGUGGCUGAUGCCGCUCCGCCGGGGUUGCAUGUGCCGAGGUUGUACCAGGAAGAAGCGAUGGAUGCUGCAGGUGAGUGCUGGACGGCUUUGGUCGACGCUGUUUUUUUCGUUUUUCGCUGGAGGGGCAGCCCGGAGACCUGGCUCGGCGCUGAUCGAGUGCCAAUUGGACCCUCGCAAUCACCGCGUGCGAUCUCACCCGGGCUCGUGUCGAUGCGGAUGCAAUAGUCAAGCGCAACAUCAUCUGCAGGAUGGACACCGUAAGCUUGUAUUAUGAUUAUGAUCGACUGGCAUGGCGUGCAUGAGACUGCAGCGACUGACGACUGGCUCUUGGUGUCCGAACACCCCCCCCACCUGAUCACCCGCUCAACGUCCUUAUUUGGCUCGCGACUAUACCACACAGGGAACAGGAAAGACCCUGAUCGCGAUCCUAUUGACUCGCCACAUCACCUCGCAACCCGUCCUCGCGAGUGAACGCAAAGUGCACCGCCUCGUCGUCUUCAUCGUCCCGACCGUCUCGCUCGUCGACCAAGUCGCCGCCGUCCUCCGCAGGCAGACCACGCUCACAGUCGCGACCUUUAUCGGCGCGAUGGGCGUCGAGUACUGGAAGAGGGAGCAGUGGGUCGCCCAUCUCGCCAAUGCGCACGUCGUCGUUAUGACGGCUCAGAUCUGGCUCGACAUCCUGACCAAUGCCUAUUGGGACUUGGAAAGGGUCAGUACGAUCCUGGUGUAGUGGGAUCGGUUGGUGCGAUUGACUGAUGGUACGACACUAUCACUCCGCAGGUCUCGUUGAUCGUGUUUGACGAAGCACACCAUUGCUCGAAGCGGCAUCCCUACGCCCAAAUGUGAGUUCUCGUGCCCGUUGCGAUCAAAGCGACGAAGCGACCCAAACUAGCACGUGACUUCGUUAUGAAUGCACCAAGUGCCCGAGCGCUGAUCGUCCUCUUCGCGUGGGAUGAUUGGUCUUGAUUCAGCAUGAAGGAUCAUUACCAUCCUCGAAAACUGGCCGGUGACAAAGUACCUCGAAUCUUGGCCCUCACCGCUUCGCCCAUCUUCAAUGCCAAGAGCCCCGAAAAGUCGAUCAGCGAGCUCGAAGCCAAUCUCGACGCUCGCAUCUACGAAGUAUCCUCCCGUCACGCGGACUCGAUCCAGAAUGCUGCUUCGAAACCAAAGGAACGCCUCUCAUUGAUUGCGUUUCAACCGUCUUCCGACGGCAUUACGCCGAGCGAGACCAUCUUCUGUCGCGAAGUCGAACACGCGACAGAUCUCGAGCUUGACCGACGUAUCCCCGCCAGGAUCGAUCUCGUCCGACGAAAGUUCGGUAAGGCGGGAUUAGCGAUCUACUUGUCCCAGCUGGCGAAGGAUCUCAAGCUCGCCGUCUCGGUACAAGAUAGACUGGAAGCUCUCGUUCCGGCGAGUAUCGAUGUCGACGAUCUCGCGACUCACGCUCGCGCUUUGGUCGACGUCUUGGCGAAGUAUCGGGACCGGCCGGAAUUUCACGGGAUUUGCUUCAUGGAAGCGCGCCAUGACACCCAGAUCUUGACUCAGGUCUUGAGGCGAGUCGAGUCGUUCGAUUGGCUUAGGCCAGCGUUCCUCGUUGGCCACGGCGAUCAAGGCAAGGCCGAGAAUCUCGCGAGCUCAGGGAUGAAAGUCGCAGAACAACAAUGCGUCGUCGCUGCGUUCCGCACGGGCGAAGUCAAUCUUGUUUGCGCAACCAAGGUCGCAGAAGAAGGGCUUGACUUCCGUGCUUGCAACGUCGUCAUCCGUUUCGAUGGUCUGCAGACGAUGACGGGGUACAUCCAGUCGCGUGGACGUGCGCGCGAGAAGAAUUCGGACUUUGUCGUGCUCGCCCAGCCCGGAUCGAUCGAGGAGCAAGUAUUUCUGAGGUGUCAGAAGAUGGAACCAGAACUUCGAGCAAUGUACGGUAGCCGGACCGAGUUGCCCGAGAUUGAUGAGGACGACGGACCUGAGCUGCCCGACACGCCGGUUUAUCGCGUUCCCGAGACCGGCGCGCUGCUGACUUACGGCACGGCCAUCCCCUUGCUCUCCGAGUACUGUUCUCUCCUGCGUGCGGACACUUAUUCCUCAUGGCAAAGACCAGACUACAAGAUCGAGGCGCAAGGGAGGGACGACUUCGGUCGUACUCAAUGGAAGUGCGACCUCGCGACGCCGAUGAUUCACGCCUUUGGCGGACUGCGCACUUUUCAUUCUGAACCUUGCCCGUCGAAACGCGUCGCCAAGCAGUCCGUCGCGUUCCAAGCUUGUCUAGCGCUGCACACGGUCGGUGCUAUUGACAAGUGGAUGCUUCCGAUACGAGAGCGACUUGGCCAUUCGGGUAAGGACGCCUACGGUCGAGCCUUGGACGAUUUUGAGAAACCCGAGCCCGAGGUGCGACUCGCCUUCCACAACUUGCUUGGCGUUCCCGGUCGCUCACAGGAGGCAACAGAGACGUUGCACGUCGUCGAACUGUCUCCCGCUGUCGGCGAACCCUAUCGAAUCGGCUUCGUCACGGAUCGCUGUCUCGGAUCGAUUCUAGCGGACGCCAAGGAUCUCGUCUCUCCUGAAGGCGACAAGAUCGUCAUGAAAGUUGUCGCAGCUCAAGCGAUCCAAUGGGAGUCACAAGACCAGCGCCAGGCACGUUUGAGUUUGCUUCAGGAGGUCAAUCGGCAAAUGACGCGGGCCGUCAUCAAUCGACGCAUCCCUUUCAAUGCCGAUUUUGAGCUUUUAUGGGCUCCUCUCGAACAAACUUCGUCCACGAUCGACUGGGACAUGCUCGAUAAUGCCUUUGUUCCGGUCGAUACCAACGCUGUCGAGCCUGGCUCGCGUAUCAUUGUUCUCAGCUCUGGAACGUGUCACGUCGCUCGGCUCGAUGAAGUGAGGAAGGAUGUGACGACCCGCUCGGACUCGAUGGCUAUCGAUGGAACGGCCCAAAAGAAGCGUUUGAGGCUCAUCGAGCGAUACCCAGCCUGGUGGAUCUUCAUCAAGGUCGCGUACAGGUACCACGGCUUGGAAGAAGACACGGACGAGCAGAUUUUGACCGUGACCUCGGUCCCGGUGGCGAUACCGAACUACCUCUGCUCGCCACUGAUCAAGGAGGGUGAACAAGGGGAUUUCGUGCCCCGUACGACGACUCGAAAUUACCCCGUCAGCAUGUGUCGCACCUGCAAGCUCGACGAACGCUUCUGGGCCUUCAUCCCCAUGAUCCCCUCGCUCGAGAGGCUGAUCACCGAUAUCCUCCGCGUCUCGAUCACUGCCGAGCUUUUCGACAUCUCCAUGGUCGAUAGGGACCUGCUGCGUCAGGCUUUGACCCCCCCAAGCGUCAUGGCCGGACCCAACUACGAGAUCCUCGAGACCGUCGGUGACUCCUUCCUCAAGCUCGCUACGACGGUUCACAUCUACUUCCAGUUCCCUGGAGCCGACGAGGGACGACUUUCGGUCGUACGUCAGAACAGUGUCAGCAAUACGUUCCUGCGUGCGCUAAACCUCGCCAAAGGCUACUCGAAUGCGAUCCUCGCCCGCAAGUUCUUGACUGCGCAUUGGAUCCCCGAACAUGCCGAGAUCCCACCGCCGGAACCAAGCGCCGAAGAAUCUACCCGAGGAGUGGAGCCCAAGAUCCUAGCUGAGGAUCCGAGGAUCGCUGCUGCCGAUGCGGUGCAGAAAAAAAUCGGCCGCAAGACGCUUGCAGAUGUGAUUGAAAGCACGUUGGGUGCUGCGAUCAAGACCGGUGGUAUGCCCCUAGCCUUGCAGGUCGGAGAACAAUUUGGGCUCUGCUUCGGUGGCGUGACGCCUUGGCAUCUUCGCGAAGGGGCGGCGCGAAUCGCCGCAAUUCCUGCGACCGAAGUGCCCGUCGGAUUGCUCGACCUCGAGCGUCGUCUCGGCUACAAGUUCGAACGACACGGCCGGCUGCUCUUGCAAGCUAUUACCCAUCGAUCAUGUCGGGCUGCCACCACGUAUUGCUACGAACGUGAAGAGUUUCUUGGCGACGCCUUGCUCGACUAUUGGGCCACCGACCGCAUCUUCAAGGUGUUCGAGAACGCUACUCCGAGGCAUCUCACCUUUAUGCGUGCCCUUCUAGUUUCAAAUCCGACACUCGCAUUCCUCUCCAUUCGUAAGCUCGACUUGCACAAGACGAUUCUCCACGGAUCGGCAUCGCUCGAGCUCGCGAUGCUCGAGGCUCAGGAGCAGGCCGAAUCCAUGACGUGGGCGAUGGUUCUGACCGGUGACAUGACUUGGUUGUGGAGCCCGCCCAAGGUUCUGGGUGAUGCGUUUGAGGCCAUCUUGGGGGCCAUCUUCCUUGAUGGUGGCUGUCGACUCGAACCUGUCUUUGCCACGCUUGACCGGAUCUACGCCGAGGUGAUGCCAUUGAUGCGUAAUGUGGAGACCAGGGUCGGUCACAUUUGGACCAAAGCGAAUCCGAAGAACCUUACUGACAUGCCCUGGUUUCUGAUGACCAGGACCCGCUCAGUCGUUUGCUCAUUCAUUCGCAAGCCAAUGGUUGUCAAAAGACCAGAGUCAAAGUCGCUCGAGUCCCCGACGCGGUGGUGCGCACCUACGAAGCUACGGCGAUGAUCCACGACGUUAUCGUCGCAACUCGACUGAAUGGUUCCCAAAACGUCGCACGCCAACUCGCCGCUCGUGACGCUCUCGAGUUGCUCGAGAAGGAAUCGAAAGAACAAGUUGCACCGACAAAGUCGUUCGUCGAGGCGCCUUGCACUUGCCGAGAAGAGGCUGAGGCGGCGAGGGUCGAAGCGGAGAGGCUGAAGAGGGCCGAAGAGCUUGACGAGGAGAAGGGAUUGAUUGACGACGUGGCCAAUGAUGGUGGAUUGGCUGAUGCGUUGGCUGCGAGGCAGGCUCAGUUGAGGACUCUUGGGGACGAGGAGGAGGAGGAGGAUCACGACGAGGAUGGGGAAGAGGAGCAGUCAUCAGAACCCGAGGUCGUAUCGAAGGGCCAUGCUGCGGCCGAUGCGAUGAAUGUCGAUGGGACCGAGCCUAUCUCGAAUGGCGCGGAAGGUGAGAGAAUGAUCUGUUGCAGUAACAGCACUCCAAUGAAGGGAAAAUUCGCGCCUGCACUAAAGUGGGCAACUUCCCUUUCACUAGAUUCCCCAGCACGGGCUUUUAAACGUGUACGCAGCUACUAG
This is a messenger RNA of Microbotryum saponariae, 5150 nucleotides long. The record is from the annotation of a GenBank genome assembly. Lineage: Eukaryota; Fungi; Basidiomycota; Microbotryomycetes; Microbotryales; Microbotryaceae.